CACAUGCAACGUGUGCGUGUCUGGUUCAGCGCUGAUCAGUUUUGUUAUUAAAAAAUUGAUCAUCUCGACCAGGAAAAAAUAUAAACAAUGGCAAGUACGAAGACUGACAAUCCUGAAAAACCAGGGCAGGAAGUAACUCCUAUUCACAGAAUUAGGAUUACACUUACCUCACGGAAUGUCCGUGCUCUUGAGAAAGUUUGUUCUGAACUGAUCAAUGGGGCAAACAAACAGAAACUAAAAGUUAAAGGGCCAGUUCGUAUGCCCACAAAAAUUCUGAGGAUAACUACACGUAAAACACCUUGUGGUGAGGGUUCAAAAACCUGGGAUCGUUUCCAGAUGCGUAUCCACAAGAGAGUUAUUGACUUGUAUUCCCCAUCUGAAAUUGUAAAACAAAUUACAAGCAUUUCUAUUGAACCUGGUGUUGAAGUGGAAGUUACAAUCGCUAAUGAAUAAGACAUUUUGAAUAAAACUAUGUAAAGUUUUAAUAAAAAUGUAAAAAUA
Messenger RNA from Dufourea novaeangliae, 501 nucleotides. It is a transcript of the gene RpS20, whose product is annotated as 40S ribosomal protein S20. Gene Ontology annotation, molecular function: structural constituent of ribosome. Lineage: Eukaryota; Metazoa; Arthropoda; Insecta; Hymenoptera; Halictidae. The transcript has 3 exons. Bases 88 to 453 code for a protein of 121 amino acids. Gene Ontology annotation, cellular component: ribosome; cytosolic small ribosomal subunit. The record is from RefSeq and is a predicted model, not a curated record. Gene Ontology annotation, biological process: translation.